GCGGAUAUUGUUGGUAUUAUCGAGUGAUUACGAGUGUUUGGGGCUGGACACCAAGUGACACUGCUUGAUAAGCUCAAAUUACAUUUGGGGGGCGUUUGAAAAAGAUGCGUCAAUGUUCUCCAUGACGGCAGCCAGUCGGCUAUUUGCUACGCGAAUCGAAUCAUGUGUAAGGGAGUGAUAUUUAUCAUCACGAUCAUCAGCCUGUGGGCAAGUUGCUCUGGUGAUUUCACCUGCAAGGAAAUCGAGUCGGUAUCACCAGCUCUGAAACUCAAGAGGCAUCUAUUCUGUGAUUAUGAUAAGGAUAUCAUCCCGACCAAGAAUAAGGAUCAACAGGUUUUCAUCGAGGUCUCGCUGCUCCCCGUGUCUGUGGAAAUGAACGAAUAUACUGGGACACUGGAUUUCCACACGUGGAUGAUCAUGAACUGGCAGGACAUUCAUCUCACGUGGACGCCAUCCGAUUUCAAUGGUGUUAAUUCGACUUACGUGAAGAGUAAUGAUAUUUGGGUUCCAGACUUCACAGUCUUCAAUUCGGGAGACUUCUCGAAAGAUCAGACGGGACUUCCGUCGACGGAUUGCUACCUGCAAUCAGAUGGAAAGAUCCAGUGUGCUGGGGCCAGAGUCUUCACCACUCACUGCCCAACAGAUUUUACUAAUUGGCCGUAUGACAAACACAAUUGUACUCUGCACUUUGGCUCUUGGAUCCAUUACGAUUCCAACGUCAACUUGACAUUUGGAGACAUUUACAUGCAUGAGCUCCGGGAAAAUCGCGUGUGGGACGUGGAAAUGAGCAAUUUGACGAGCUUCUCGGAGAGGUAUGAGAGAUCAUGGGACAAUAUGUUCUUUCUGCAUGUUGGAUUGACGAGAAACCCGAUGAGGGGGGGCAUGUCGUUUGUUGCCCCAGCUGUUGUCAUUUUGAUGAUAACUCUGACUAUUCUCUGGCUGGACUCUCGCUCAAUGGAGAGGAUUGCUAUUUCUGGGGUGACCUUCAUCGCCCAUAUUCUACUCGUACUAGAUCUACAUUGGAGUUUACCAUCGUCUACUAGUCUCAAUAUUCCCAAAAUCCUGAUCUUCUACGAGGUCUCGCUGAUCCUCUCCAGCUGUAUCCUAGUGCUAACCAGUUUUCUCCGUAAAAUUUACUCUCUGAGUACACCAGCCCCAUCAGCAGUGAUAAUUCUCACUUCAACCGUCCUCAAUUCGCCGAUCGGUCGCCUUGUGAACAGCGAGGGGUCAUUAAAGUCCGAAGUGACCCUCGAGGACGGAGAAACGGAGGUGUCACCAUCAAAACCCAACAAAACCUGGCAGGAGUGCGCUAUCGUCUUCGAGUGGUUGGCUCUGGUGAUCUUCACCAUUACUUACUUCAUCCUGAUCGCUGUCCUCCUGCCAAUGGCUCCGAAGAAUCCAGUCAAACUUGUUAACAUCAUGACUGCAUUGAGGCUGAUUGCUCUCAUAGUAGUUUACGUCAGUGGAUUUGUAUCUGCCGAUGAGGAUCUUUUCAGUUUCAACUGCAAAAUAAUUCAGGAUGGAACGACCCUAUACAAACUCAAAAAACAUCUAUUCUGUGAUUACGAUUCUGGAAUCAGACCUGGACACGGUUCCAAAAAUAUCACCUAUAUCGAUCUUGCUAUUAUCGUGAAACACAUCACAUUCAAUAAGUGGAAAGCUAGUGUUGAGUUAAACAGUUGGAUCAUAAUCGAGUGGAAGGAUCCCUUCCUAACUUGGAAUCCGGCGGAGUACGACGAUAUAGGAUCAAUAAUUAUCAGAAAAAACGAAAUUUGGACACCCGAUUUCUAUUCUAUGGAUCCGAGAGGUGGAUCGAUAUCAGGAAUCGGCAAUGUAAGCUGCAAACUCAAGUCAACGGGCAAAGUAGCUUGUGUUCCAUUAAUAAAGUACGACGUGCCCUGUGUCUCUGAUUACACUCACUGGCCAUGGGAUGUGCAUAAUUGCACCCUGAGGCUGGGUACAUUGGCGUACUCUGACGAAGAGGUAACGUUCAGCAAUGAUACUCUCUUCGUCAUCGAUCACUAUCAUGAUCGCACCGAGUGGAUUAUAUCUCGACCGGUGAACAGAUUAAAGACCGAGCAAUCCAAAUUAUCAAGCAACGCCACAUUUCCAACUUUCACGGCGUCAGUACUACUGACCAGGACCCAGACCCGAUUGAAGAAUAUCUUUAUCUCCCCAGUGAUAAUCUUGACUGUGGUGACCUUGACGAUUCUUUGGCUGAGACCAGGGUCCACUGAGCGUCUGGUAUUUUGCUGUUUGAAUUUAGUCGGCCAUUUACUGAUCAUUCGGAUUCUUCAAUGGGGAGUUCCUUUCAGUGGAACUAGUGUUCCUAAUAUCUUGGUAUUCUACAAUAACUCUCUCAUUCUCUCGUCGUUGGUAUUGAUUUUGAGCUGCUGGCUCCAGAAACUUCUCAAAUCGAAACGAGAAGUGCCUGCGUGGCUGGUCUCACAGGUCUCAGUCAUCCUUACGAGUAAAGUUGGACAAGUACUGUCGAUCAAUAUCAUGGAUCCCAAAGGAUCGGCAUUGCUACAAGAUGAUGCUGAUGACAACAGUGGCCUAUUGGAUUCACAACCGAAAAACUACAACUGGGAGGAUGUUGUCACCGUCAUUGGGUGGCUCUUACUCUUCACUUUUGGUUUCACAUAUUUUGUCAUGUGUCUUGCUCUCCUCACUUGAGGAUUUAUCUAAAGUUAAAAUUAAAGAGAAUUGUC
This is a messenger RNA of Fopius arisanus, 2711 nucleotides long. RefSeq lists its product as uncharacterized. Gene Ontology annotation, molecular function: excitatory extracellular ligand-gated monoatomic ion channel activity; transmitter-gated monoatomic ion channel activity involved in regulation of postsynaptic membrane potential; transmembrane signaling receptor activity. Gene Ontology annotation, biological process: nervous system process; monoatomic ion transmembrane transport; chemical synaptic transmission. Gene Ontology annotation, cellular component: neuron projection; synapse; plasma membrane. Bases 163 to 2676 code for a protein of 837 amino acids. The transcript has 13 exons. The record is from RefSeq and is a predicted model, not a curated record. NCBI's taxonomy places the organism in Eukaryota, Metazoa, Arthropoda, Insecta, Hymenoptera, Braconidae.